AUGUCCGUGUCCAGCUUCAGUGUUAAUCUAGAAGAGGAGCGUGAUCCGCCUCCGCCGCCAACAAAAGUCCAGUUUCCAGACUAUGCCAAACUAAAUUCAGUCAGGUCUGACGGCGAAACGAGCUGUGAUGUUCUUUAUCGCUUGUUAGCUCGUGCCAGAAAACCGCAAGAUAUCACGGAUGAAUAUCUGACGACAUUCAAUAUCAAGGUGGAAUAUGAUAUUGAUGUCUCAAACAUCGUAUCAAAUCAUGAUCUCAAAUCAAAACCCCCAUACCAAUGGCCAACGCUUGGCUCUGGGAAUGGAGAGGCGGGAAUCGAUACUCCCAUGUUUAUGAGCAACGGGGCUCCGUUUCCUGACAAAAGUAAACAUGAACUCUUAAAGGGAGAGCUACUAUUUGACAAUGAUGAUGCAUUUCGAUCCCUUGCGCGGCUUGAGCCACCUCCGGGGCGUAAGAAUCCGCGAAUUGCCCAGGCGAGGAAAUUUUGGACUGCUUUACAGCAAGCUGCUCAGUAUUGGGAUUCAAGCCAUGAUAAUUACUACGAGGUGAGCAUGGAAGAUACCACUACGUCCAACGGCCAUGGGGACAGUUCGGCUCCAGGUAAAGGUACAGAUAAAGGUGCAUUGGAGAGCAGAAUGGAUAUCGAUGGCGGAAAAUGCCAUAGUCAACCAUCAGCCACAAUACCCAAAGUAAAUGCUAGGAGCCCCAGUGGUAGCAGACGCUACAAAGGUCGGAGAAUUGGCGCGGGGACAGAUAUGCCUGAUUCAGUCCGAGAAGACGUUUUACGUGGACUGGUGGAAAUGGUAGCAUGGUCCCUCGGCUGCCAGGUUAAGCUACCAACAAUGCCGCCUCGUCUUGCUGUCAAAGAUCUCCUAUUUCCUGUGCGGCAGAGUUUCACCGUCUCACGCAUCCCACAGGAUAGGCAGGAAGCACGCAAACACAUCCUGGAAGGGCCUGUACUAGUUGCCCAGUGCCGGCCGGAAACACAUUUCUACGACGAAGCUACUGGACAGAGACAUGUCGAGAAAUGUGAUAUCUUGCGGGAAACAGCAGGGAUGCUGCUACUAGCCCAGGAAAGAGCGCGAGAAAAUCAGGCCGAAGCCAAACCCGGAGAUGGAAAAUGGUGGGCGUCUACGCCUCGCUGGGGAGGCAUCCCGAAUAACGGCCCAGUUGGUGAACCAAUUCCAACUGCUCCAGAGCAGCAGCACCAGGCUGAACCUGCUCUGACAAAUUCAUCAGCGGAUAAUGAGACCACAGUGAACAAGCGGACAAAACACGACAGGUCAUCUCUUUCAUUUCGGCGAGGAGUAGGGCUAAACAAUAGGAGAGUCUCGAUGAUAGAGAAAUGGAAAAGCGUCCAGCCCGGUCCAGGAUUGUGGGAUAAGAGAAUGAAAUAUGUAAAAAUCGGAUCUAACUCGAACUGUCCGUUUGAUGAUGUCUUUAUGAUAUCGUCGAUUAACCACCAUUUCUCCAUCAUUCAUCUCAGAGUCUACGACGAGUACCUUCAAUGGCUCGCUAUGGGAAAGGUAGACACUGCCGGUUCAGACGGUGGCCCGGCGUCACCAUGGCGAUCCCUAGUCCUUCGUCGAACGCGCUGGUUCGACUUUUUCAAUCCCGUGGAUCGUUCGGAAGGGUUUGAUGGGCUCUGGGCUAUCCUUACGCAUAUGAUGAGAUGA
Molecule: messenger RNA, 1674 nt
Organism: Trichophyton benhamiae CBS 112371
Lineage: Eukaryota; Fungi; Ascomycota; Eurotiomycetes; Onygenales; Arthrodermataceae
Exons: 3
Coding region: 1-1674 (557 amino acids)
Source: RefSeq, a predicted model, not a curated record